Messenger RNA from Sinocyclocheilus grahami, 2409 nucleotides. RefSeq names its product SRY-box transcription factor 1b (gene sox1b). Gene Ontology annotation, biological process: neuron differentiation; positive regulation of transcription by RNA polymerase II; negative regulation of transcription by RNA polymerase II. Gene Ontology annotation, molecular function: RNA polymerase II cis-regulatory region sequence-specific DNA binding; DNA-binding transcription activator activity, RNA polymerase II-specific. The transcript has 2 exons. NCBI's taxonomy places the organism in Eukaryota, Metazoa, Chordata, Actinopteri, Cypriniformes, Cyprinidae. The record is from RefSeq and is a predicted model, not a curated record. Gene Ontology annotation, cellular component: nucleus. Bases 868 to 1881 code for a protein of 337 amino acids.
CCCGCAUUCUCUCUUCUCUCUCGCAGUUUUUUCCCCAGCGGCUCAUUCAGAGUUCUCCAUUAUAGCGGCAAAUUAAAUAAACCACUCCAUUGCCAUAAGAGGCUGGGGCCCGGACUGAACCAGCCUAGUUAGCGAGGACCAGGGGAGCAAGGCAGGCGUGCAUGCUGAGAGAGAGCGCACCUCGCUGGGCUUUACUCCACCUCGCUCAUGGUUCUUCAGGCUGAACGAAUGAAAUGGUUUGAGACGAAGCGGAGGAUGAGGAGUGGAUGGGGGGGAUCGAAGGGUCCCCACCCACCCCUCUGUCUCCAGUGGAGAUGGAGAGAAGGACAAAGGAGCUCUCUCCUUCCUCCAGCCCCCCUCCUCAAAAGGGCAGCAGCGAAAAUGAUCAUUUACCCCAAAUAAGAUUUGUCAGCAGUGGUUUGUAGCCAACUGUUUACCUUCCGCGCGCCGCAGAAGACCCCUUCAGCUGCGCCUGUAGCGCGCGCGCUCUCUCCCGUGCUCGUCACCUGAUCGUGAGCCAUAUGCAAAUCUGCCCCGUCCUCAAACGCCAUUGGCUCUCCCUCACUCAUUUAUUCCCUGUCAACGCGCAUCAUAUGGCCGCUCUCCCACUAACUUUUCAAGCCCACCGCUGAAAGUAGCUCAAAGACAAGUCUGCACUGGAUGUGAAAAUCACCCCGAGAGGAAGUUAGAAUAAAACAAAGCAGCCGCAAAGUUAACUUGCCUUCUAUCCUCUGUCUGGAUUGUACCGAUCUCUCCUGUUCCGAGUGGCCUCUGUUGUUAUUAAGAGGGUCUACACGUGUGUGCCUGUCAGGAGCGGGGACGUGUGAAUGUUUCUGUGUGUGAGCUGAGUAAGUUAAAGCCAGGUGAAUGUAUAGCAUGAUGAUGGAAACGGACUUGCACUCCCCGGGACCCCAGACUAACACAAACACGGGCCACACGGGACCCAACGGCGGCAGCAAAGUUAACCAAGACCGUGUCAAGAGACCCAUGAAUGCGUUUAUGGUGUGGUCUCGGGGUCAGCGCAGAAAAAUGGCUCAGGAGAAUCCAAAGAUGCACAACUCGGAGAUCAGUAAGCGCCUCGGAGCAGAGUGGAAAGUCAUGUCCGAGCCGGAAAAGCGACCCUUCAUUGACGAGGCGAAAAGACUGCGCGCCAUGCACAUGAAGGAGCAUCCGGAUUACAAGUACCGACCCCGGAGGAAGAACAAGACGCUGCUCAAGAAGGACAAGUACUCUUUGGCGGGUGGCCUGCUCGCUGGACCAGGUGGCGGAGGCGGCUUGGGGCUGGCAAUGGGUGCAGUGGGGGUCGGGCAGAGGUUAGACAGUCCGGUGGGUCACGGCGGCAACACCGCGGCGAGCUACGCGCACAUGAACGGCUGGACCAACGGGGCGUACUCGGGGCAGGUAGCGGCCGCCGCGGCUGCAGCCGCAAUGAUGCAGGAGGCGCAGCUCGCCUACAGUCAGCACCCGGGCAGCGGAGCGCAUCACCACCACGGACACCAUCACCAUCCGCAUAAUCCCCAGCCUAUGCACCGCUACGAAAUGACGGCUCUCCAGUACAGCCCCAUCUCAAACUCUCAGAGCUACAUGAGCGCCUCGCCGUCAGGUUAUGGUGGAAUAUCCUACACGCAACACCAAAACUCCAGCGUAGCUUCAUCUGGGGCCAUCGGCACGCUGGUGAAAUCGGAGCCGAGCGUAAGUCCUCCCAUUACAGCUCACUCUCGAGCCCCUUGUCCCGGAGACUUGCGAGAGAUGAUAAGCAUGUAUUUACCGACGGCGGAGGCAGGGGACCCGUCCGUUCAGAGCAGACUUCACGCUGUACCGCAGCACUAUCAAAGUUCCACGACGAGCGUAAACGGAACUGUUCCUCUGACACACAUAUGAAAAGAUUGGCAACUACGCAUUCAGACUCAAAUAACCAAAUAUUUACCUCUUUUAGAGCAUAACUACCUUUUUUGUACAGAAUGUCUGUUCUUGUAAAUUUGAAGGUGAUAUUAUUUAAAUAUGAUACUUAAACUGAAGGGUGUCCUUGGGAUGUUGUCUGAAUAAUUUGUCCGAAAUUACACAAUAUGCGUGAGCUUUAGACAUUUGCGAGGGAUUAAUUCUUCUUUUGUAUGUGUGUGAUUGUGUGUGUGUGUGUGUGUGUGUGUGUGUGAGAAACAGCGAGUGAGAUGGUUCUGUGUUUAAGACAUGAAAAAGAGUGCGUGCUACAGUGUAAAAUAUAGUCAAAUUACAACGUUUUUAAAGUUUUCUAAGAUUUUUCUCGAUCCCACUUUGAUUUGUCAACACGUGAGUUACUGUAUUCGAUCUAUUCCUUAUUUGUUUGUUGUAUUUUUCCUUGUACAUUGUGAAUGUGUUACAGAGAAAGAUUGAUACACAUCUGUAAAUAUAAUUCGGAUUUGCCUUGAAAAA